GACAUCUGUCUGACAUGUCUCAAUGAAUGACAUGUACAAGGAUUUUGACAGCUUGUGUGUGGUUUUAUUAUUUAUCUCGAUUUAAUGUAGCAAAAGUAAACUGUGAUCUUGUUUUAUCAUAAAUAGUUUGUUUCAAUAAAUAGUAAACAAGUGCUAAAUAAUCAAGCUCAAGGUAAUCAUAGCUGUAGGUUUUCGGAUGGUCUUAUAAUUUUGACAUUUGAUACACAAAUGGGAUGAUUAUUGUUUAGCUUAAGAGAGAUACAUCACACAUAAUAUCUAUAAAAAUGAGUGCUGGCGGUGCACAGGCUAAUAAUAUACCUCCAGGUGUGAACCCUGAGAAUAAUGUGUUACCUGGAGGCCCAAUGAUAAACCCAAAUGCAAAUAGAAAUAGAAAUAACAAUCAGAACCCACUUCUUAAUGUAAGAGAAAGAUUGUUCCAUGCAUUGUUUUUCAAGUUUGCUGUAGCAUAUGCUCGGACUUUUCCAAGGCCGGUGAGAAGAUUCUUUGAAUUUCUAGUGCUUUUGAAAGCUCUUGUGGCUUUCUUUGUGCUAGCAUAUAUCCACAUAGCCUUUUCAAGAACACCAACUACAUGCUUGAAUCACAUUAAGGAUUCAUGGCCGAGGGAUGGAAUUCUGAGAGUGGAGAUCCUAAGGAAUCCUUCUCAAGAUUAUACUAUAGAACAAAGUUAUGCUAAAGAACGCAGGCUCAAGAAGGAUAAAGAGGAUUUAAAUUCUAUGCUUGGGAUGUUAUCUACAGAAGGUUUCAUAAAUAUAGAAUCGUCAACAAGUGAAGAAAUUGAAGAAGAUGAAUAUAUCAGAGAUGGUACAGAUUAUGGGAAUAUAACAAGAGUUCAUGAUGAAAACCAAGAUGAGGCUCCCCCAAAUCAAGUAAUUGAGGCGACUUAUGUAAAUACUGCUGGUCCGGAUCUAAUACCAAUCGAUGCAGAAACUGAUCUGAAUACAACAAUUGUCGCUGGUGAAGACGUGGAACCCUCUUCGUCGAUUUGGGAAGGAAUAUUAGGCCUUGUUGAAGACUUAGACAAAGAUAAUAAGUUGGUUCAUGAAUCCAUUGAUGAAGCAGCUUCUAAUGAUUCUUCUACAGAUGAGGAUUACAUUCUAGAAUAUUCGCUUGAGUACGGAUUCCUCCGUCUAACGCCCAACGCUCGGCUUCGUCUCAAGAUACCCGUGAAGAUUAUCACCCUCGAUCCUCAGAAGGACGAGUGCUUCGGCGACGCGUUCUCGCGGUUCGUGCUUGACGAGUUCCUGGGGUACGAUGACCUUCUCAUGGCUUCAAUCAAAACUCUCGCUGAACAGGAGGAUAAUAAGGGUUAUCUAAGGAACGUGAUAACGGGCGAGCACUACCGCUUCGUGUCCAUGCUGACCGCGCGCACUUCGUACAUCGCCGCCUUCUUCAUCAUGCUCGUCUUUACGGUAUCCAUCUCCAUGUUGCUGCGCUACGCCCAUCACCAAAUCUUUGUAUUUAUUGUGGACCUACUCCAGAUGCUAGAAUUCAACGUGACCGUGUCGUUCCCGGCUGCGCCGCUGCUGACCGUCAUUCUCGCAUUAGUCGGCAUGGAGGCAAUAAUGUCGGAGUUCUUCAACGACACCACAACCGCCUUCUACAUCAUCCUCAUCGUGUGGAUAGCGGAUCAGUACGACGCCAUAUGCUGCCACACCGCUAUCGCUAAACGCCAUUGGCUAAGAUUCUUCUACCUGUAUCACUUCUCGUUCUACGCGUACCACUACCGGUUCAACGGACAGUACAGCAGCUUGGCCCUCGUCACCUCUUGGCUCUUUAUUCAGCACUCCAUGCUCUACUUUUUCCAUCAUUACGAGCUGCCCGUGAUACUACAGCAGGCGCAAUUGCAACAACUACUUCUUCGAUCACACCGAGGUAUGGGGAUGAUGGGCUUAGCAGGCAUCGCGGCGAUGGCGAGCGGAGCGGCUUACCACGACGCACCCGCCACUGGCACCGGUACGCAGGCCACUCCCCCCACCACACAGUCGACCACUCAAACUGUUCAGAACACCGCGCAGUCUACCACCCAAACCUCUCCAUCAGUAUCCACCGUGCAAACUAACACAACUCAUACAGGUGACGUCCUAACGACGAGAAUCAACCCCCCAGAAACAAAUGUAGUGGGAACCAAUACCCCUACAGGCAAUGAACAAGACGAUGUAGCUUUAGUGUCACCUAUAUCAAUAGAUGCAAGAAAUACUGACAGAGAUUUAUCUAUCGCUAAUGGUAAUCGGGACAUUAAAAUAGAAGAAAUUGCAAGACGAAAUUCGGAGACGAAAAAUAUGUUUCAAUCUAAUGAUGCUAUACAUAAUGUUGCUAGUCUAAGCAAUGCAGUUUUGUCAAGUGCAAAUGAACGCUUUGACAACAGCGUUGGAGCGUCUACUUUAGACCGUAGACGGAGUACGUCCCCUGACAGUACUGCAACUCAGCCUUUGCUGAACAACGAACCUGCAGUGGGAGAAAGACUCGCCCCCAGAGCUUCUCCAGAAGCUGACGAUCUAGACUAGUUAAAUUAGCUAAAUAUUGUUAUAAUAUGUACUAUGUUUAGAUCCAUCGUCAAUCGAAGCUUACAUGGAAGUUAUUGAGUCCCUGUAGAUAUUAAAUACUUACUUGAUUUUAGAGUAAAAUGAUAAAGGAACAGAACUUCUUUUUAAGUAAUUAUGAUAAAAUGGCCCGGUCUAUAUAGGCAUUUAAAUAACUUCGGAAUAAUUAAAAUAGGAUAUUAAGAUACUAUCAAUACAUUAUAUCUAUCCACAUAUUCAAAUGUCUGUUCUGAUGUAUAUGUCGUUUCAUUUUCCUCAAAAUAUGUGUAAAUUAGAAUUUCUAGGAUUACACAUCUUCAUCUUGCCAUAGGCGCUGUUAUUUUUCUUUCCUAAUUAUUGCGAGGAUAAUUCUAAUUUCGAAUUCUUUAUUUUACAAAGACAAAUCACAACUCUUAUCCGUAAGGUCCAAAGUCAGCAUACAGCUUCUCAUCGACGAUCAGCAUAAGCAUUUGUAUCCUAAAAGUAGGUAACACUGUGUUCUAGCACUUUAUGAAGUUGAAACAUCAACCCACAAUUAUCUGCAGUCUGAUAAACAGGUUGUUGAUGGUAACGAGUAUGCUUUCGGGCCAACUUAACGUUCCAUUUUCAAUGAAGGGUAUGCAUGCACACCUAAUGCCAAAUGUGUAAAAUUAUAUACAUUCGUUAGGUGCACUAAAAACAUGUGUCCUGCCAGGUUUACAUGCCAUAACGUUGGGUUAUGACACUACAUUAUACGAGUACUUAUUUAAAAGCUUUUGAUUCUAGCAUACGUAGUUGUUGGUGUUUUCAGAAUAUAUCCAAUAAAGAUUCGAUUUGGAAGGUGAUUGUAGUGUUAAGCCCAUUUGCUGUGCUCACAAGCGGCAAUAUGUAAAUAUUUAUACAUCUAAUAAAAACAUUAGGAUAUAUUAUAACAUAGAGUUUUUAAUUUGUUAUUUUGAUUGUGCUUAAACAGUGCAGGAAGACGGCAUACUCUUUUCAGUGAUUUAAUUUAAUGCAAUUAAAUAUUUUUCGUUCA
Plodia interpunctella (Indianmeal moth) is the source of this 3555-nucleotide messenger RNA. RefSeq lists its product as uncharacterized. Gene Ontology annotation, cellular component: endoplasmic reticulum. NCBI's taxonomy places the organism in Eukaryota, Metazoa, Arthropoda, Insecta, Lepidoptera, Pyralidae. Bases 285 to 2525 code for a protein of 746 amino acids. The transcript has 11 exons. Gene Ontology annotation, biological process: response to endoplasmic reticulum stress; positive regulation of ERAD pathway. The record is from RefSeq and is a predicted model, not a curated record.